AUGAACGAGGUUGUGAUUCCCAAGAAGGCAACAAAGCACCAAUUUCCGUAUGAGGAGCUUGUCCUUAAGGAGGAUGGAGAGAGCCAUCCGAUAUGGGUGAACUACGACGGAUUGAUUAUACUGGAGACAUUCCGCGAAUCCUCCCGGCAGGCCAGUGACUUUCUGAUCGCAAUUGCAGAGCCUAUGAGCAGGCCUCUGCAGAUACACGAGUUCCAGAUCACUGCAUACUCCCUGUAUGCUGCUGUUAGCGUCGGGCUGACAACGAGCGACAUUAUAGAGACGCUGGAUCGGUUUUCCAAGAACUUCCUUCCAAGAUCUGUUCGGGUGUUUAUUACCGAGUGCACACUGAGCUAUGGAAAGGUGAAGCUUGUCAUGAAGGAGAGUAGCUUUUUCCUGGAGACUGCCAACGAGUCUGUGUACAAGAUGCUGUCUUCGGAUGCGGUGAUACGGUCUCACACAAUCGGCAAGUCCAAGGAAGGAGGCGGCCUGUCCAUUGAGGUUGAGGAGGUUGAGCUAGUGAAGAAAAGAUGUAUUGAGAUUGACUAUCCGCUGAUUGAGGAAUAUGACUUCAGGAACGACAAGGUGCUUCGGAGCCUUCAGAUAGAUCUUAAGCCCACGACGAUCAUUCGGUCCUAUCAGGAGAUAUGCCUCAACAAGAUGUUUGGGAACGGGAGGGCCCGAUCUGGAAUAAUUGUACUACCCUGUGGCUCUGGGAAGACCAUUGUUGGGAUUACAGCCAUAAGCACAAUCAAGAAGAACUGCCUGGUUCUAUGCACGUCUGCCGUGUCUGUGGAACAAUGGAAGCAGCAGACGCUGCAGUUUACCAACAUGGCGCCCGAUGGCGUGGGGAGGUUUACCUCUGAUCACAAGGAGUGGCCCAAAGACGAUAGCGGCAUAGUUAUCACGACCUACACGAUGCUUGCAUACACAGGAAAGAGAUCGCACGAGGCACAGAAGAUUAUGGAUCUGAUACGAAGGACUGAGUGGGGGCUCCUUGUUCUCGACGAGGUCCAUGUUGUUCCUGCAAUGAUGUUCCGGCGAGUCCUAUCGCUGGUGUCACAUCACUGCAAGCUUGGGCUCACGGCAACUCUUGUCAGAGAAGACGACAAAAUCGAAGACCUGAACUUCCUGAUUGGGCCCAAGCUCUACGAGGCCGACUGGCAAGACCUUAGCGCUAAGGGGCACAUAGCCAGAGUGUCGUGCAUCGAGGUGUGGUGCGGGAUGACUGGAGACUUCUACAGGGAGUAUCUUUCGCAGCCAACGAGAAGGAGAAGGCUUCUAUCGAUAAUGAACCCGACGAAGUUCCAGGUGUGUGAGUACCUGAUAAACAAGCAUGAGAGCAGAGGGGACAAGAUCAUUGUGUUUUCUGACAGUGUGUAUGCGCUGAAGGCAUAUGCCCUAAAGCUCGGGAAGCCAUUUAUUUACGGGCCCACCGGACAAACGGAGAGGAUGAGGAUCCUGAAGCAAUUCCAGACGAAUCCUGUGAUCAACACGAUAUUUCUGAGUAAGGUUGGAGACACGUCGAUUGAUCUCCCCGAGGCAACAUGCCUGAUCCAGAUAAGCAGCCACUUUGGAAGUCGGCGGCAGGAAGCACAGAGGCUUGGAAGGAUUCUGAGGGCGAAGAGGAGGAACGACCCUGACUUCAAGGUCUACUUCUACUCUCUAGUGAGCAAGGAUACUGACGAGAUGUUCUACUCCAGCAAAAGACAGCAGUUUCUGAUAGAUCAGGGGUACACGUUCACAAUACUGACCGACAUACCUGAGGUGCAUGAGAAUGAGCACUGUGUAUAUAAGACAAAGGGGCAGCAGAGAGAGCUGCUGGCAGGUGUGCUCCUUGCGUCUGAAAAGGAGCUGGAGAGUGAAGAGAGUGAGGACUCUGAGGGAAUUGUUUACAGCACGACAAAGCUGAAGAGCCUUAGCGGUGGUGAUGAGAUGGCAUAUAUAGAAAGAAAGGCGCCACAAGGCCGCACUUUGGCCAAAGGCAGCAAAAAGAGUAGGAAAUGGAACCCAAGGCCUUAG
Messenger RNA from Encephalitozoon cuniculi GB-M1, 2019 nucleotides. RefSeq lists its product as uncharacterized. The record is from RefSeq and is marked provisional. The coding region runs from base 1 to 2019 and encodes 672 amino acids. The transcript has a single exon. Lineage: Eukaryota; Fungi; Microsporidia; Unikaryonidae. Gene Ontology annotation, molecular function: DNA binding; ATP binding; hydrolase activity. Gene Ontology annotation, biological process: transcription initiation at RNA polymerase II promoter; nucleotide-excision repair. Gene Ontology annotation, cellular component: transcription preinitiation complex; transcription factor TFIIH holo complex; nucleotide-excision repair factor 3 complex.